Physella acuta is the source of this 11576-nucleotide messenger RNA. Its product is annotated as serine-rich adhesin for platelets. NCBI's taxonomy places the organism in Eukaryota, Metazoa, Mollusca, Gastropoda, Physidae. Gene Ontology annotation, molecular function: calcium ion binding; G protein-coupled receptor activity. The record is from RefSeq and is a predicted model, not a curated record. Gene Ontology annotation, cellular component: plasma membrane. Gene Ontology annotation, biological process: homophilic cell-cell adhesion; cell surface receptor signaling pathway; negative regulation of angiogenesis.
AGCAGACCUGGCUUGACGUCUGCUGGUCGUGUGGUUUCGAUGUGUGCCGCUUUAGAUUUGGGAUCUGAUCGCUGUUGAUCUGUGGCCUUGUAAAGUUAAGGUGGGAGAUCUUCUCAACAAAUUACCGAUAGGAUCAAAUGAUACGAUAGCAGAGGAAUACCUAGAUAUAAUGGAGUCAUAGCAGGCUUUGUUAGGUUUUUCAAGGGAUAAAGCCCAAUGAAUGGAGUUACAAUCAAGAAAAACUACUGAUUCUGUUGGCCUUUUUAUCCUGGAAUACUGCAAGUUUGUGGUAUAGCAACACGAUACAAUGUGCGUGGAUUAUUCAAACAUGUUAAAAAUGUGCAUUUAACUGCAGGAACGUCGAAACCGUAGAUUUCUCAUUUGUUUGAAAAUAAUUCUUUGGAUUGUGUUAACGUGUAUUGAUUUAGUACAAUCAAAUAACGUUUAAUUAUAUAUUUUUAUUAUGUAUACGGCUAACCUAUCGCUAUAACAACAUAACUUAGAUUUUAUGCUAAACAACUACAUUGUGCAAUUCUAUCUCUGGUAUUUUGGUGAAAAUAUAUUGCCGAUACUUGUUACAACGCUUAUAGCUAUUUUGUUGGAUUUCAAUCGUUUUAUUCUAUUUUGUGAAACAACUACAAAGCGAGUUAGAUUUGUCGUUGUAAUUUGGAGAUAAUGUGUUCAAUGGUCAGAUAAAAAUUGAAGAGGGAGAUAAAACUGAAGUCAAGUGUCCGCUAGAAAUGGCUUCCUCCUGACGAUUAGAGGUGUUACAUCGAUGAAAGACGCAACGACAUCAAAGAUGAGAGUCACAUCAAAGAGAAAAAUGCAAGUCAUGUCUACACACAUUCAUGUCAGAUCUUCUAACGGCAGAACUUUGCCUGCUUGCAGUAGAACCCAGCCUACUUCCAGUAGAACUACCAUCUGCCGUAUGAGCGUGAUUGUGCUUCUGCUGACUAGUCUCUCGUUGGUCCCAGUAUCCAAUGCCACAACAUACAUCGGGCAGACUGAAGGGGACGUAAUUGAUACGACUAUCCCGUUCACAGACACCUCUUCAAUCUACCCUACCCCUUCCUUCACACCCGCUGUGGGUGUUGUAGCUAAUUCAGGAGAAACCAAUCUUUUCUAUAGUGCAAACCUACCUAGUCUUUCACAAACAUCAGCAGAAACGGCAUCAAACACAGAAAAUGUUUUAAGUCCUUCAGAACCAUCAGUCUCUUUUACGCUAUCUUCACCAACUUUUAUGCUUCCCAUGUUAGAUACACCAACAUAUUCAUUUACGUCAGUAGUCGCGAUAGUUCAAUCAUUGUUCGCAAUAUCGGAAACAUCAUUACAAAGUGCUUCGUCAAGUACAAUGACACCACCACAAAUAAAACCACCUGACAAAAAUAAUAUCCUAUCGUCGUCAUCCCUUGAGGUGACUCCAAUACAACUGACAUCAAAACCAAUAUCAAUUGACUCACAAGAUACCAUAAAAUUACAAACAGAAACACAACAACUGCCUAUAAUUACAUCUCACAUAACAACAGAACCACCACAACUACCAACAGAAACAUCACAACUAGCAACAGAAACACGACUAGCAACAGGAACACCACUACUAGCAACAGAAACACAACUAGCAACAGAAACACAACAAGCAACAGAAACACCACAAUUACCAACAGAAACACCACAACUAGCAACAGAAACACAACUAGCAACAGAAACACCACAAUUACCAACAGAAACACAACAACUAGCAACAGAAACACCACAAUUACCAACAGAAACACCACAACUAUCACAACAACUUUCCCCUAGCCAGACAGUAGCGUCACCAUCCACACCAUCAUCACCACAAUCGCUGACAGCAAUGAACCCACCAGAAAUGUUAACAUCCCCACCAUCACCAGAACCACUGUUAACAUUGAACCUCGUACAGUCAGCAUCUUCAUCCGUUACCUCAGUUCUAGAACUUUCAACCACCAAACCAGUACAACCACCAUCACCAUUUCUAGAUGUAUCCGCCGUAGUUUCACCAGACUUGAUAUCCCCAACAAUGACACAGCAGAAUCCAACUCACAACUCUGCAAGCUGGACUCUAACUUUAGCAUUCGAAUCAUCAGUAACAGUGCACAUUUCAACAGAAGACACAGCACUAUUAAAUAACUCAUAUACACUAGAGCUUUUAGAAACAGAUUCACAAACAACAGUAGAUGAUCUAAGCACGUCUCUAACAGAUUCGUCCGAUAAUAUAGAUUUACCUAACUCACUAGCAAUAGAUUUGUUCAGCACUCCCGAACUUGAUCCGUAUUUCAUGGAUUCAAGGUACAUGAGUACUACAGAAUUGUAUCUACUUAGUACUACAGAAAUAACUCCACAAAAUACUUUGAAUAUAGAUUACAUAGAUACAUCGGAGAUAGAUCCACAAUGUGCAACAGAUAUUGACACGCUAAUAUAUUACAUAGAUACAUCGGAGAUAGAUCCACAAUGUGCAACAGACACGCCAAAUUCAUUUGAAACAGUGUCAGAAAGUACAACAGAAACACCAAGUUCUAAUGUAAAUACUGAGAUGUUUUCAUCACAAACAACAGCUGAAUUCAAUACAGAAAAUGGAGGCAUAACUUCCGUGUUAAGAACAACAGAGUUAUCGGUCCCUUCGUUCACACAAGUACCAAAUACCACACUGUCGAUGACGUCUGUAGACCCCAAGACUUUGCCACACAUUACAACACCAGCUCAAACAUUUACAACACUAGCAACAUCAGCAACUACAAAAUUAAAUCCAACAAUUGCGUCAUCAACCACAAUAACUACAGGAUCGACAACUACAGCACCAAUCCCAACAACGACUAUAACGUCAAUUCAAACAAAUACAACCCCAACAAAAAUUACAACAACAGCUACAACAACAUCGUCUAAAACAAAUGAAACUUCAACAAUGAGAACUCAAACUACUACAACUCAAAGAACUACAACAUCAAAUACAACAAUUAGAACAACAGCAACUACAAAUACUACAAUAUCAAUUCCAACAUCUACAACCCGAACUACAGCAAUAUCUCUUCCAAUUUCUACAUUAACAACUCUAGCUCCUACAAAUCGAACAGCUACAACAUCAACAGCUAGAACGCCAACUCCACCAACUAGAACAUCAACUAAAUCAGAUGAUGAAACUACCACAACUAGAUCAACAACUCCAAUAACUAAAUCUGCAACACCCACAACUCCAAAAAGUACAACAUCAAUUCCAACAUAUUUAAUUCCAACAACUGCAUCAACAAUUGCACCUACUAUAAAAUCAAAUACAACAACUACAGCUCCAACAACGCCUUUAGCCACAACUCCAACUCCAUUAAAUUCAACACCAACAACUACUACUCAAAAAGCUACAAUAUUAGCUCCAACUACUGCUACAUCAACUACAGCAACCCCAACAUCAUCAUCAACAACUACAACGUCAACUCCAAGUACCAAGGCUCUUAUAAAUACUACAUCUGUUCCAACAACUACAUCAUUAAAAACUACAACGUCAACUCCAAAAGCUACAUCAUCGAUCCCAACAACAACAAUUCAAACAACUACAACAUCAACUAAAGCAACAACAACAUCAACUAAAACAACUCUAACUACAACAACUGAAACAAAAACAACUGCAAAAUCAACUACAACUACAACAGCUUUAACUACAACAUCUAUAAAAUCAAAUCCAACUACUACAACAUCUACACCAUCAACUCUGGUAUACCCCAACCAACCCUCGACAACUUUACUCACAACACAACCUAACUCAACACCCGCACCCUCAUCUAUCUCAACUUUGACCUUGACCUCACCGCAACCGGAGACUCCCCGGAGCGCAGAGCCUACGAAUAGCUUUCCGCCAGUAGCGUAUACUGCUGCCUUGUUCUGUCAGCCUUUGGGUAUGGCUAAUCAAACGACGGUGAUUGCUGAGAUGUACUGGGACGUGAUGUCAAUCUCCACUGGAAUUACCUUGUACUUGAAUGAUACAGAAAUGAUACAAUGCAAUAUCACAGCAAAUGGCUGCACAUACACAAAAUCAAAUACAUAUUCAGUCAAGGGGUCUUCCUUCGAGAUAUUUAAUUGGAACCUCGGCUAUGCGGUGAGUUUUGACGUAGGAUUCCUAAGGGUUGAGACACUGAACUUCUCAGUGAUGAUAACUGCGGGGGGACAAGUGCAGAACGCCAGCUGCUCAUCUGUCCAUCAGAGUGAGCCUGUUGACGAGUGUGUGACGCAGCCUGACGUGUGUGGACACGGAGGUCAGUGCCAUGAUGAGACGCUAGGGUUCACGUGUAACUGUAGACCCGGAUACCAGGGACAUACCUGCUCACAAAGCAACAACGGUGUGUACUGUGGGGUAGACCAACUGACGAUACAUGUUCUGUACCACGGCCUUGAUGACGUGUGCUUCACGUCAUCGACCCCCAUCAACUGCACCAUAGCCGGGCCUGCGUGGAACAGUUCUGGUGACUACUCGGCUACUCUGCUGAACUGGAAGCACGUAGACCCCGCCACCAACUUGGCUGUGGCAGUUAACGGUUCUCACUUGGAUCGUCAGCUUUGCUUAACGCCUGAUUCUCUACCUGGAAUAAAUGAGGUUGUGUACAACAUAACAAACCCAAAAGCCUCGUUUGAUUUCACCUUCACCUUGACGCUGGACAUCCAGUUCAACAACACACCUCCUCGGUUUAACAGUGACAUGUACACAGUAGCCAUCAGCAGCUACAAGAGCGUGUUGGUAUAUGUUAACAAAUCAUCAACUGUCACGUGUCUAAACAGUCCCUGUAUUGAGGUCAUUGACCCGGAUAAAAACUCAAAACUUGGAGUCAGUUCACUAACAUUAUCUGUUGUCAGAAGUAACAGUGGAUCAUCAAAAAUAUUUUUUUCAAAUAACAAUUCUUCUGACUCCUUUGGAUAUUUUUCUUUCCUCAAUGCUCCAUCAGAGAACGAGACAUUUCAACUCACUGCGGUGGAUGGACAAAAUGCCAGUGCUCAAGCGGAAGUGAAAUUUGAGGUCAUCUACCCGCCUGUGUGCCCUAGAGCUCUCUCUAUUGACCACCUGGACAUGCUGGCCAAUGGGAUUAUAACAACACUGAACUGUACGGAGCCUGAAGUUGGAGUUUAUCUAAGUGAUACCAAUUAUAAUGUAUCCAGCAACAUGAAAGCCUACUUUGAGGUUUCCAGCACUGGAAGUAUCUAUGUCAUCAAACCACUAACCAGUUUAGCCAUCGGCUUGUAUAACUUUACAAUCACCACUGUUGGCAAAAUCACAGACGCCAGUGGAAGCACUAUCACAACUUUUUCAGCACAAGUUCCUGUCAGCUUUAACUUAACAGCCCCUACUCCCAAUUGCUGGUUAACUGACCUGACCAUCCCACUGAUGUGGAAACCAUCAGAUAUCUUCAAGAUUAAUCUGGUCUGUCAAAACUAUAGCAUUGACAGCCUGGCAAUAAAGAGUGUUACAUUCAGUGAUGGGACAGUUUUCAAUGCUUCAAAGCUUGAGAAAUCUGGCAAUGACAAUUACAGCAUUGAUAUCAAUUUACUGCAGUAUAAAGCAGGGACCUACAAUUGUUGGGUUACUGCCACAUAUGGAUCUGAGCCCUCAACUACAAACACAACCAUUGUAGUGCCAGACUCACCCUUCCAACAGAUUCAUGACCCAACCAUCUUAGUUUACACCAAUGCCAGUGUUGGAGAGAUGUUGUGGAACAUCAGCAAGGAGUUGAACUUUUCACUGUCGCUUUAUUUAAUUGAAGUUGAAGCGCAAUUUCCCUUGAUUUAUUUGCUGGAUGUGAAUGCCACCACUGGAAUUUUCACAUUGGCCGUUGAUCCUAAUUAUUACAACAUUGGAAAUUAUACAAUGGUCUUACGUAUUAUUGAGAUAAACACCAGCUUAUAUAUUGACGUUAAUGUGACAGUAAGAAUUGUAGAUGUCAAUGAGCCUCCAUCUUGUAUCCUGACCCACACCAACAUCAGUGUCAAUGAUGUCAAUACAGAGAUAGGAUACUUGAACUGCACUGAUCCAGAUACAACAGAUGAAUACAGAAAUUUAGAUUACUCUAUUGAAGUUGCUCCCUCACUACCAGUGAAUAUUUCAAGCACUGGGCAGAUUCGUCUAGUGGGCCCUGUACCAUCAGGCAUCUCUACUGCAUUAGUCACUGCUACAGUCACAGAUGGUACAUUCAGCCUUAAUUUCCCCUUCCAACUGUAUAUUUUUGGCUGUGAACUAACAUACAUCACACAAAGACCAUUGUAUUGGACAAGAUCGACCAAUGUUUUACUUAAUCUUCACUGUGGAACAUACAAUAAUGGCAUUCUAAAGAUAUAUUCUAACACAACAUCACCCAAACAAGUGUUUAGAGUCUCUGAAGUCUACUCAAACAGCACAGAUGUUCAGUUAAACCUUACACAGAUGGAAUAUCGCCCUGACGAUUACAUGUUUUCAGUGUAUGUCAUCAUCAAUGGAGUGACAGUCAGCACCAGCUUGUUAAUCCGUGUUUCUAAUGAAACUACUAUCAUGGGUGGGAAUAGAACUAUCUUGCAAAAUCAUAAUGUUACAACACCUGUAUUCUAUAUCAGUGUGACAGUGGACAACAGUAAUCCUGUGUUAAUUUUUACAAUUACGGGUGAUCAGCAUAAUCUCUUCAAGAUUAAUCAAGAUGAAAAGUCUGUGUAUCUUAACAGAACAUUAUCAAAUGAUGAUGUUGGAAUACAUGAGUUUAAUAUUUCGGUGACAGACCACUCGACCAGUCUAACAGUUUGGGCAACAUUUGUUGUGACUGUAGAGGAUGUGAAUGAGGCCCCAACUUGCACGCCUCCAAAAGUGCUGGUCCCAUUAUUGUCAGAUGAAAACUUAUUCACCCCAAUAGUAGAAAUCAACUGCACUGAUCCUGACAGAACUGAACCCUUCAAAUCUUUGAACUAUAUGAUUUCAACAGUUCCAAGUUCCAUCUUAAAUAUAACAGAGUACACUGGGAUUGUUUUCUUGGCUGUAGAGUUGAAGUACACGAAUCUAUCUGACACAACCAUCUAUGCCACAGUUAAUGUGAUAAGCAUCGACCUCAGUGUUUCACUCACAUUCAGUCUUACCAUUAGUGCUGCUUGUCAAGCUGAAAGCAGAGAUGGUGUUCAAUUCAAUAAAACAUUUGUUGGCAGGGAUUUUGUUGCUAAUUGUCCUGCUAAUUACACUGGUUCUGUGAGGAGAUAUUGCAACCAGGGUGCAGUUUGGGGACAAUUUGUUUUAAGCAACUGUACAAGGGCCAGUCUGUCUGAAACAAUCACUGCGGCAGGAGAAUUAGCCAAUGCAAGUCUAAGUGCAGAAGAAAUAACACAUAAAGUAGAAUUAAUUGUAGCUAAUUUGAACACAAGUUUGGCAACUAACUCAACCCUCAUAUCUGGCGACAUCAAAAAUGUGCUUGGCAUAUUUAAUACUAUUGGAGGUGCACUCAAUAAGCCAGGUGCUGUUGUUACAAAAGCUACUUUGGAGAUGUUUGUGGACAUAUCAAGCGCGAUGGUGGAAACAAAGGGUCAGGUGUGGUCAGAGCUGCGUGAUGAUAAUGUUGAUCAAACAGCUGUCUUGCUCUACUCACUGGAAAGAAUUACAGCAACAAGUCUGAGGACUUUAAGCAACAUUUCGAUUGUUAGAAGCUCUGUUGCCAUUGCCCUCUAUGCUGGAGCAGAGGAAAUCAACUUUCCACAAACUUCUGACUUGUUAGAAUGGAAUAAUCAGAUAUUUCUCCCUAAAGAUGCUCUAAAAGAUAAAGUAAACUAUUCUGUGAUUGUGUACAAGCAACUUGCUGAUAAAAUUCAAAUAAGUAGAGAAAACCAAAAAAAUUACAGUCAAGGACUUGAACUCUUGUCAAAGACAAUGAACUCUGACAUUAUGUCCAUCUCAAUACCCAACACUAAAAUAAGCAAGCCUGUUGAACUGACCUUGGCUCUCAAUCAGGAUAAUUUAACAAGCCCCUCAUGUGCCUUCCUCAACACUACUAUCAGCAACCCAGAGGUGGGGGUCUGGUCUACAGGGGGCUGCCAAGUGAAAAGUGUCACCUCUACUCAUGUUGUGUGUAGCUGUGACCACCUCACAAACUUUGCUGUACUCAUGAGCCCAUAUGCCUCUAGUGAAGACAGCCUUGCAUUGAGCAUCAUAUCAGCUAUUGGGUGUGCCAUUUCUUUAUUUUGUCUUGUGAUCACUAUAAUAGUCUACAUUGUUGUUUGGAAGUAUGUGAAGAAUGAUAGGUCUGUACUCCAUGUGAACCUUUGUGUGUGCCUUAUUGCUGGAUACAUCAUUUUCCUAGCCGGAGUAGACAGAACAGAUGACCCGGCUGGGUGCACAGUUGUGGCUGCCCUGCUCCAUUUUUUCUUCUUGGCUGUGUUCUUCAUCAUGCUUGGGGAGGGCAUUGAGAUCAUGAAAUCUGUUAUUGUGGUUUUCACAUCAAGAUCAAUUUUGGUCUAUUUGCUUGCUGUUGCUUAUGGAGUUCCUGUGGUUAUAGUUGCUAUUUCUCUGGGAGUUACUAAAACUGAAGGAUAUGGAAAUGAAAUGAGCUGUUGGUUAUCUGUGGAUAGUGGACUCAUCUGGGCAUUUAUUGGACCUGUUCUUUUUGUUUUUGUUGCAAACCUGAUAAUUCUAAUUGUAGUGAUCCGAGCCAUUCAGACAUCUCAAAUCAUGAGAGAUAAGUCAACAAAAGAGAAAGUCAAGUCUGUUGCCCGGUCCAUAUGUGUUCUCUCCCCUAUACUGGGUAUAACAUGGAUAUUUGGGGUCCUGUCAGUUAGCAAGGAGACUGUUGUCUUCCAGUAUCUGUUUGCUAUUUUUAACUCUUUGCAGGGUCUGUUUAUCUUCAUUUUCCAAUGUUUUCUGCAACACCAGGUAAGAGAUGGAGUUAAAGCAUUAAGGCGGAAAUAUUAUGCUGUUAGCUUGGACUCAAGUCACAAGAAAAGUUCAAGCAAUACUAACAGAUAUUCUGAAUCAAAUUCUAAUACUGCUUCACAAAGCAAAAAUGUCUCAUCAGGCUCAACACAAAGUACCUACGAAGUCGGCUCUCCUGUCACUGACCAUAAGCCCAACUUUAAUCAGAUAAAAAACCCAGCGUUUCAUGAAACACUUGAAACCAAACGAUCCAACAAAAGUGCCAGGAGCAGCUCAGAGAAGAGCGAGAGAAGUGCAAGCAGCAAUGACAGUCGCAGACCUUUUGACAAGUUUGAUGAAAGUCAUGAGGAUCAUUUUAUUUAUCUGAGAGGAGGGAGCUACUAUGGCGACAUAAAUCCUAACUUUGUUCAGAUUCCAGGUUAUUCUAUAGAGAACAAUAAAGUGAAUCAUGAUCAAAUUGACGCGGACCAAAAUCAAGACAAAUUUGGAUCUACAAAAAAAGAAGCAUGGCACCUUGUCUCAAGAAAAAGAAAAAGUGGACAAGAAGAAAAUCCUGAAAUUGAGAAAGAACGGCUAAAGCAAAUCUAUGGGAAAGUUAAUGCCAUCAAUGGACUGCAAAAUAAUGAAAACCUAACAGCCAAUCAGAUAAAAGCGAGAGAACGCUGGAAAAAAGUUCAGAACUUCACCAAAUCCCCUGAAAGGGCAUUCACAAAAGCUGAGCUGUUUGGUGCCCGCAUGGCAAACACUGAAGACUUUACACUCUCUCCAAACGGAAGCGUAAGCAGCAGCAGUAAAAAAAGUUCAAAAACAAGCAAACGGCCAAACCUCACUCCCCUGAUUAUUCCAAGGCCCAUGACUUUUCCUCUGCCUGAGCCAGAUUAUCAUUCCAGUAUUUAAUAUUUACACUUGUCAGUUUUCUGACUGGGUUAUUAAUCAAUGUAAAUUUUAAUUUUGUUUUUAAUUAUUUACCAAGAAAUCUUAAAGAGCCAUAGAUCUAUUCAUUUUUAAAAAUCACUGCCUGCCUAUGAAUUUCUUAAAAUUUAUAACUAAUUAUAAAAAAAUGCAGUCAUAUUUAUCAUGUAUUUUACUAGGGAUUUUCAAAGUAAAUUUAAGCUAAUUUUUCUCUAUUAUUUCUGUCACUUAUGACCUAUUGUGAUCUUAAAGAAAUAUUGAAAAAAAUUUAAGUUGAAAAUUUUUUUUUUAAGUUAAAAUAGAUUGAUUUUAAAGGAUUAAUUUUUUUUUUAAUUAUUUAGGAUGGUAUUUUUUGUGUUCUUAACUUUUUGAUAAAAGUGAAACAAGUUUUUGAUUGAAAUCGCAACCACUAGUAAAAAUGACACAUUGCUUUAAACAAAGUUUACUGUUGUCUUUCUGAUGAUAACAAAGUUGUUGAAAAUAUGCAAUACUGUACAGUGAUUUGGUCUUAUCUCAUGGUGUGCAUUAUUAGAACUGUUGUAGAUCAUCAUCUAUUUCUUGUUUAUAGAAAGCCAAUAGUCAUCUGGCUGUAGUAUACAUUGGUAACUUAAGUGCAUCUUUUUUGGACAGAAUAUAUUUAUAAUAAUAUGUCCCAUUGUUUAUUAUAGAACUGAAAUAUUGUUGGCACUACUUUAUAAGAAUUAUCACAUAGACUACGUUUUAGGCAUUAUGUCCUAUUUUUAACUUUAAUUACUUUAAACUUCAUAACCUUAAAGAGACUACAUAGACUAGUAUUUUUAGUCAUGAUAAAUAAUGCACAAUUUGUAACUAUUAAUGGUCAUUAAGUGAUGUUACUGUAAAUUUGCUACUUAAAUGUUUUUUUCUUCAGUAUUGAAUGUACUAUAAAGUAUUGAUAGUGUUGCUGCUGUCUUUAUUGUUGGAUUUUGUAAGGAAGAUAUAUUGACCAAUUAAAUGUUUUCUGUGAUAUGUUUUGUAUCCUGCUGUGGACUUUAUUUGCGAUGGAUGUUUAAUUCAUGUCUAAAGGGACACAACUAAAAUAAUCUUUACAUUGAUCAAAUAUAUCAACUCAAGACACUUUUUUCUUGUAAUGUUGUUCCCUUAAAAAAAUUUUUUAAAUUGAAUUCAGGUAAUGUUAUGGAAACUUAAAAUGAAUUUAUUGUUAAAUAAGCAUUUAUUAAGCAUAUGCGAUCAAAUAAUAAUAUAUUUUUUUACGGUCACAUUGAUGAACUCUGUUUUUUUUUUUAUAAUAAUAGCUUAAUUUCUGUAAAAUAAAACCCAAAUUGUCAACAACUUUUAAAUUUAAAAUACAUAUCGAAAUGUCUCUAUAUUUAAUUCAGUAUUGGUAAUUUAAUAAAGUUUUGUAAUUUUGCUUUCAUGUACAAUGUGGGUUUUUAAGUUUUGUAAAUACAUAUACUAUUUUUACCAGUAAUCAAAGUUAAUUUUUUCUGCUUUUGUAAAAACAAAAAGAUUUCCUUUUUCUUCAUUUAAAAAAUUCUUUGUACAGUUGUUGGCAUUCAUCAAUCUAAAUAAACAUGAAAGUGGAAAUAAAUAAAGUAUUGUUAUGAUGAUAAAUCCUUUAGUUGUUGUUAAUUAAAACAUUUUAAAAUAUAUUAAAAGUUGUUUUUAUUUACAUUCUUCUAAAUGGAUUAUAUAGGGAAUAUUGUUAUUGAGGAAAAAAAUAGAAAUGAGACAUCGACAAAAUUUGAUGUUUUACACCUUCCUGAAAAGUAGCACGCUUUUGCAGUGUAUUACGUAUAACUGCCAGUAUAAAAAUAAA